Molecule: messenger RNA, 273 nt
Organism: Meloidogyne enterolobii
Lineage: Eukaryota; Metazoa; Nematoda; Chromadorea; Rhabditida; Meloidogynidae
Source: the annotation of a GenBank genome assembly
AUGAUUGGAGAUGCUGUUAAGACUCUUGCCUAUAAGAAGCCUCCUCUUAAAGUUUGCAAAGAUUUGAAGACAAAAGAUGCUCAAAUUUGUUCAUUGAAAUACGACAAACCAAUCGAUUGGGAUAGUUUGGAUUUGGACAAAAUGAGAGUUGGACAGUUGAGAGAGUUAUUGCGCAAAUUGGGUGAUAGUUGCAAGGGUUGUGUUGAGAAAGUCGAUUUUGUGCAGCGAAUUCGUGAAUUAAUGCCGAAAAAGGAAGCAAAAGGAGAACUUUAA